AUGGAAAACAUAUACCCUUUUUACCCUGUGAUUGAGAAAGAAGAUUUGUGGAAAUCACCACUACUAUUACUAAACGCCAUGUUUUUGGUAGCCACCAGGUGUCGACCAGGGGAUGUACGAGAACGAUGUCAAGAAUUGUUUGAAAGGUGCAAAUUAUUAGAACUUUUAGAGAAUAAUAAAAUAGUGUUGUUACAAUCGUACUUACUAAUGUCCAUCCAUGAAGAAGGGAUAAAUGGAAGCUCGUUAUCCAAAGAAUACAUUGUUCGAGCCUGUAAUUUGUGUGGGGAUGUGGGAUUGACUACAUUAUCUGGAUCCAAUGGUACAGUUCAAGACACCCAACAUCGAGUAUACAAAAAAAUGUACUAUGGCAAAUCACUAUUGAACAGAUUGUUCUGGAUUUCAUAUUGUUGUGAUCGUCUAAGUGCAGCUACCCAUGGAAGAGAAAUUUAUUUCAACAUGAACGAUGUUCUAGUUGAUGAAGUAUCAGGUGAAUUCCAACACCUUCAAAAUUUUGUUUCAUUGGCGAGAUUAGUUGAACGAACACUUUGGGCUCGUUAUCGUCCUGUUCAUGGAAGAAGCAUUGAUGAGCACUUACAGGAUGAUCUAUUGCAAUGGAAACCAAUAGGUGAGAUUGCUCACCCGUGGCUUGAUUUGGUCCACUGUUAUACAUCAAUGUUGUACUUGAGAUGCAAAGUAGAUCCCGUUGCUUCGGAUCAAGAAGUAUAUAAUCUAAUUCAUGAGUAUGCUAAGCGUGUACUACUGAUUGAUGAAUUGUGGUUUCAACUUUUCAUUGUUGGUGUUCAUGCUCUAUUACAUAUAAGAUCUUUACUGUCGUUACUCGCGAACGAUUCUGGUAGUGACGAAGAAAUGAAGAAAACUGUUAUUCAAAGAUUGAAAAAUCUCAAAGGUAAAUGGUGGUUAGCAGCAGCUGGUUUGAAGAUGUUUGUUGAUCAGAGUACUUAA
Messenger RNA from Candida tropicalis MYA-3404, 963 nucleotides. RefSeq lists its product as uncharacterized. Bases 1 to 963 code for a protein of 320 amino acids. The record is from RefSeq and is a predicted model, not a curated record. The transcript has a single exon. Lineage: Eukaryota; Fungi; Ascomycota; Pichiomycetes; Serinales; Debaryomycetaceae. Gene Ontology annotation, molecular function: zinc ion binding; DNA binding. Gene Ontology annotation, biological process: DNA-templated transcription.